UGUUGUCCACAGAACCCAGACAGAAGAAGCCUGCCACUCUUUUCUCUCCAGUUGCCCCGUCCCGAUCCCACCAUGUGUAAGGAAAUUUGUACCAUGGCUUUUCUGCGGGCCAUCGUGGCUGAGUUCCUAGCCACCAUGAUCUUCGUCUUCUUCGGCCUCAGCUCAGCCCUGAAGUGGCCCUCGGCCUUGCCGAGCAUCGUGCAGAUCUCCCUGGCUUUUGGCCUGGCCAUCGGCACCAUGGUCCAGAUGUUCGGUCACGUCAGCGGUGCGCACAUCAACCCAGCAGUGACCAUCGCUUUCUUGGUGGGGAACCACAUCUCCUUCCUUCGGUCAGUGUUCUACGUGGUAGCCCAGCUGGUGGGGGGCAUCACUGGGGCAGGCAUCCUUUACCUGGUGACCCCGAUCAACACCCGUGGAAACCUGGCUGUCAAUGCGCUCAACAACAAUACAUCCCCAGGCCAGGCACUGGUGGUCGAGAUCAUCCUCACCUUCCAGCUGGCGAUGUGCAUCUUUGCCUCCACGGAUAAACGCCGGACCGAUGCCAUAGGCUCCCCAGCAUUGUCCAUCGGCCUGUCGGUCACCCUGGGUCACCUGAUUGGGAUCUACUUCACCGGCUGUUCCAUGAACCCAGCCCGAUCCUUUGCACCAGCUGUCGUAAUGAAAAGAUUCAGCACUGCUCAUUGGGUCUUCUGGUUCGGACCCAUCAUCGGUGCAGUCCUGGCCUCCCUGCUUUACAACUACUUCCUGUUCCCCUAUUCACUGAACGUCUCCGAGAGGGUAGCCAUCGUGAAAGGCACCUACGAGCCAGAAGAGGAGUGGGAAGAGCAGAAGGAGCAAAGGACAAAGUCCAUGGAGCUGACCUCCCCGGCCCAGCGUCUUCUUGGCGGGGCUGGAAAUUCAAUUGUUCCCCAGCCACGAAGCACAAGGUCACAACUGCCCAACUGGGAGGUAGCCCAAGGAGCCAGGAAAGGCCUGUAACCUCUACAGUCCAGGCCCCUGGUUUGCUCCAUAGUCCUGACACCAUAUCCUGUAAGCCCCAACCGCACCCCCAGCUUCUGCUUGUUUUCUUCCCCUUCCCUUCCCAAGCUUCUCCUGAGAACAACAUAAUACUGACUACGUUCUAAGGAAUUAACCCGGGACAAGAGCCUUUCUCUGAAUUACUCUCCAGCUUCUGCUGAGGCCCUUGGAAAGGGCAAGACAGCAAGUGAAAAGGAGUGAGGCUAGGUGGCUUGUUGUAGAGGAUGCUGCUGCUGCUUCAGAUGCGCUAAUCUCCUUGCUAGUCUGCUGUGUCUUUACCUCCAUACAGCUGUAUCCCUGGCCUUUCGCAAAAGGCCACGAUACAAGCCAGAGACCUCAUUCCUCGUGUGCCCAGGGCUCCCAUUAAACCCCAUUGAAGCAUUGGGCGCUGAGGGAGGAGACAGGGAUGGGACGCGGUAUAAGGGCCAGCAUGGCUGGCUUCGACAGACAGUUGCGGCAAAUAUAUUUUUCCCGUGGCGCAUCCUACAUCCCAAACCUUUAUCCCCAGGGGAAGCUGCUCUUUCCUGCAUUGGCUGGUGUCGGCGAGUCCUGUUUAUUUGGUGCAUGAAGGAUAGGAUUUUGGACUUUGUACUUGUAUUAUUGUAUUAUUUAUUGUCAAUAAAAGACACCACGGGUUAAUC
Messenger RNA from Chelonoidis abingdonii (Abingdon island giant tortoise), 1658 nucleotides. Its product is annotated as aquaporin-5-like. Gene Ontology annotation, molecular function: water channel activity. The record is from RefSeq and is a predicted model, not a curated record. Lineage: Eukaryota; Metazoa; Chordata; Testudines; Testudinidae. Gene Ontology annotation, cellular component: apical plasma membrane; plasma membrane. Gene Ontology annotation, biological process: water transport; transmembrane transport; carbon dioxide transport.